This is a messenger RNA of Seriola aureovittata, 4784 nucleotides long. RefSeq lists its product as uncharacterized. The record is from RefSeq and is a predicted model, not a curated record. The coding region runs from base 159 to 2588 and encodes 809 amino acids. The transcript is spliced from 7 exons. NCBI's taxonomy places the organism in Eukaryota, Metazoa, Chordata, Actinopteri, Carangiformes, Carangidae.
UAGAACUUCGGUGGUGAACAAUUGACAUCUUCAACUUGUCUGUACAUGUCCAGCAUGGUGGGCGAUCGGAGCCCAUUCAUAACUCGACUUUGAAAGGUCCAGCGGCUGAUGCCCGGUCUUCAGAAACCCGCGGAGCUGAGAGUCGUGGUAUCAGUGUGAUGGAGGGAAGAGCGCUGCAGGCUGACAGUAACUGUUUACUGAGUUUACCAAAGUUACCGGUGUGGAUCAUAGAGUACGUCUGGGUUCACAAGAUGAUGGAUAUACAAGAAGUUGUGGACCCUUCUGAUUGGCCAGAUGUGGACUCUCAGCCUCUUAGCAUUGAGGAUUCCUGGAGGCUGCGUGUUGCCUCUGCCCAGGUAUAUUCCAUUGUGAAGAACAGGGACAUGGAGCACUUCGAAAAAGUGAUGGGCUUUCUGGAAGCCACUUACAGACUUCUACCCAGACUGGUGACUCCCAUCAAACACAUGAAGGUCAUGUUUGGCCUUAAAACCAUGGUGAUUAUGUGGAUGCUCAGGGAGGGUCGAGGAAUGGUUGAUACUCUGUUUAAAAUCGCCCAGUUCUUCCCAAGUAAACUACCUCAAUACCAAGAUCAAUGUAACCAACACGAGAUGUUCCUCAUGAGGAAGAACAAUAUGGACUUUAAGGCUCUGGCACAAGCUCUUGCUAUGGACAAGGACAAACUUGAAGAUUAUAUUAAGAAACAGAUGGAGACGCAGUACGGUGAACAUUAUGCCCAGAAAGUAGAGGACAGGCUGCUGCACUAUCUACAUGAGCUGGAGACUGUGUUACCAGGAGAUACUUUCAUUGAUAAGAUCCUGAAGAAAGAAAGUCCUGUUACUGAAGAGGAGAAACUGCUGCUGGAAGUAAUUACCUCUGACUCCACGACCAUAGCAACAACUCUAAGGAAACUGCUGCACUGCGAUGUUGCUUCCUGUCGUCCAGCCGGGGUUUCUCAGUCAUCAGAACAUGGAGACAAUGAAAUGGAAAGCUCUCAACUCUCAAAGUCUGUGUCAUAUGGCAGCUCCACAAACGUCCUUCUCAAGUCAGUGGAAGACAAAACUCCCCUAGAGGUUUUUAAGGGAGGAGAGGGGGCUGCCCAUGAAGUGUCCAAGGAUAGCCCCCUUUUGUGGGAGAGUGACAGUCAUUUAGAUGUUAGUAGACAUCAGCAAAGAAAGGAAGAUGGUGAGGUAAUCAAGAGGGUGGAGGAAGAGGGCAGUGACAAAGUAAGGCGGGAAAGCAGUCAGAGAAGCAGGGAAUGUGUUCGGGAGGCUUCUUCCUCUCCUCAUUUCUGUUCCAAACACCAGCGAUGGGUGAAGAGCAUCCUGCAGGGGUGUCCUGACGAGUGUUCAGAAGAGCUGUUGCUGCUUCAGGCCAAUGUUUCUUCUUCUCCACCACUGUUCCAGUCAUCCUCAUCCACCUCUUCAUCACAGGACCUCACCCCCUCUGACCUCAUCCCCUGUCCCCCUGCCCAACAGCAUCCACCUUCCCAGACCACCACCCAUGCUCAGAUAGCAGCCGAGGUGUCUAAACCGGCAAAUCCCAAAGAUGGGCAGCGCUCUGGAGCAGCAAGUGAUAACUCUCAAACUGAAGCUCCACCUCUGCCCUCCUCCAGAGACACUCCUCUGUCUGCUCUGUUGUCCCCGGUGGUCCGACUGAUAGACAUUGCCUCUGCCGGACACAGCUGCCCUACCUUUAAACCCCAUCAAGCAUCUCUAAAUCACUUCAUCAUGUCUAAUCACACGCAGACAGCUUCUGCUUCCAGUUCUCAGGUACUAACCUCUCCUCAUUGCCAUACCUCAAGGAACAAAGACUCUACAUUUGAUCAAUUAGAAAGUGUGGCCCCAACAAAUCCCCCAAACACCAUGUCCAAAUUGCAAACAGGCUCAGUAUCCCAUGAUGCAGCUACUUUUACCAGCCAAACACAAACUCAACAGUCUUUCUCCAGACUUUCAAGAAAGCGCAGAAGGGCUUGCACUACCACCGGACAAUCACAGACUCUGGAUGGAUUCAGUCAAAACCCUUUGGCUGAACCGUAUGAAAAGGCCCCAACUACCUCGGUCUUUACUGCUAAUCAAAUCACUUUGUCUACAAUAUCAUCUCCACAGGUUGUCCCUCAGAACUCCAUCAAACCCCAGACAAACAACACCAGCCCUUGUCAAUCAAAGAUGCUACCAUUCUCCACUGUCGUCUCCUCUACCUCCAGCUCAGACUGUCUGGCUGUCAGGUCUGACACCUGCAGAGUCCGCCGAGCCCAGCUGAGGUUAUCAGCGCUGAGUCAGGCUGUUCUGCUGCAGUCCACACUGCUACAGCCCUAUGUGAGUCUUACCAGGCUGAGUGCUCAGGAGUGUUGCCGGGUGACCGAAGGGAGAUCCUCAGCCAGACAUGUAGAGCCUGUGUUACAAGGCAGCAAUGAAGAGAGAAGGAAGGAGGAGGAAGAAGAUUCAGAUUCUUCUUUUGAUGUGAACAAUCUUUACUCCAGUUAUUCUUCAAGCAAUGACAGUGAGGAAUCACUUCUUAAUUGCGACCCAGAGUACAAGCCUGGUAUUAAAAAGAAAAGACUAUGUAUCUAUGUAAAGACUACAAUAUGAGUUCGCUAGGAGCCUGAAUCAUAUAUGAACGUUUGAACAUAUGGACUAUAGCCUGAGUGAUAGUGGAGGCUUGAGACCAAUACUGAUAUUUGGGAUUUUAAAAAAUCACAUAAAAAUAUGUUGCCAAGAGUACACUGUUUUAACAUGAACAAUCUCAUAAAGAUCUCUUAAAUUCUCUUUUUAAAGAAUUGUACGAUCAAGGCUCGAAGGAAAUUGGACAUUUUACAAAGUAAAAUGCAAUUUCUUGUUAUUUAUUGGCCGACAUCUACACAGAUACUAAUAUAUCUACAAUAAGCUAAUAUUGUCUGAUUUUUCAGUCUAUCAGUUAGUGUUGCUAGAUUCAGGUUUUAGGAGCUGACGCCGAGUCUGAAGGGAAUGUUACACUCCUAUUCAUCUGACUCCAGGUUAUAAUACAGACAAAGUUGCUGACAACAACAAUCAACCUCAUAUCCAGCUACAGCAGGGAGUUCAGAUGAAACCGCUGUAAGCUAUCUGCUCAAUAAUAAUAUGUCAAUAUAUGAUAUGUAUAUAUGACUUUUAGCUUGUUGUGAAGAUUAUUGUAGCCAAAAACCUGCUAAAAAAAUCACUUUACAAUUUAAAAGACUAUUGAAUAUGUUUUAAAGGACAUACUGUACAUAACUUGAGAACCUUGGGGCUUUCACCUCCGCCUUUAGGUGCUGUAAAUGCACAAUGAAUAGAAACUAGUUGGUGUAAAUGUUUGAACAGUGCUGAAUAUCAUAUGUGUUAUUAUAGAAGGCAUCUUGAGUGUUUGACUGUUCUUUAACUACAGAAAAUGGUUUCUCAGUGUGGAUUUGUUGACAAAUCUAAAUAACCCAGUGGGGUUCUUAACAGAUCUUUGUGAUGUUUUUUUUUAUCAGUCGUUCAGUCCAGCACUUUGGGCUAGGCUGAAAUAUCUCUGUUGGAUGUACACUCAUGGUCACCAGAGGAUGAAUCCUAUUGACUAUUCCUGGCACCAUCAGCAGGCAAAGGUUCUCACUUAUCCAGUGAGAUAUCUCAACAUCUACUCAAUGUAUUGGCACAAAAUUUUUUAAAGACAGUCAUGGUCCCCAGAUGAUGAUCCAGUUGACUUUGGUCAUUGCUGGACUUUUCCUCUACCACUACCAUGAGGUUCACAUUUGUGCUUUUGACUGUCUUGACAACUAUUGGAUGGGCUGCAAUGAAAUCUUGUCGUUCAUAUCACUCUCUCAUAUAUUUGAAUGUGGCCAGCCCAGUAGCAUGGAGGGGAUGCAAACACACAGUGUGCUGGCUACAAAGCUGAACCUGUUUCAACCUGCAACACAAUGUGACAUCAUCCAGCAAGAUGCUGUGUCAGCCAAUCACAUUCAUAAAACAACUGUAGCUGCGAUAACUUUCAAGAGUUGUUUUUGUUCUGAAUCCCCACUUAGUAAAAAUUCAAAUAACUCUUGUGAUCCCUUAAUUUUUCAUCUACAUCGUCACGGGCUAAAUUUCAGCAUGCAAACAUGCUAAAAUGGUGAAUAUGGAAAACAUUAUACCUGCUAAACACCUACAUGUUAGCAUGUCACUGUGAGCAUGUUAGCAUCCUGGUGUUAGUGUUUAGCUCAAAGCACCACUCCAGAACACCAGAAACAAUUAGAAAACAUUAGUAAUACAGCUGCUAAUGAUGUGUGAUCUGAAGGCACCGUUCUGAACUUGCUGUGUAAAAAGUUUGCAUUAGUCAUAUUUGUCAUUUUAGUAAAUUUCAGUAUUAUUCAAAAUUCAUUCAAGUGUUAAGGGCGUGAUGAUUUCAGGUCAAAUGAGUGUUUUCUGCCAUGUGGAGAAAGGCAGACUGUCUGUAAAUGACUUGUAUGACAGGUGUGGACCACCCCAGAACAAGAGAGACAAUUCUAGUAUGUAAGUAUGAAAUCACUCUUCAUUCAUCAACUUUAGAACAAAUCUGUUUUUAUGAGUCGGUCUUUCUCACAGUGUUUUUUCUUAAGAGGAUCCAAGUUAGAACCACUUGUGCACAGUGCUUCUUCACAGCACCAAAAUCAGUUCAGCUGCUCUAUGAGCUCAGAGAUUGAUUAAAAACAAAUAGUGUAUAAGGCACAAGGAUGAACUAGCCUGUGUCCACUUGCCUGUUACCUUGUCAGCUGAUGUUAGUGAGUGUGUUUACAUGUGCAUUAGUGUUCUGGUUUUGAGCCUUUUCCUGUUUUUGAUUAAAGUCUGGAUAUGGUG